GCGCCCGGGAAGGCCCAGCCUGCCUUGGCCUGGCACGGCUGCACAGCCAGCGGGUCCGAACUAAGGCGGAAGGACUCUGAGGCCCAACCUCCGUCCAGGAUGGAGCUGCGUUCCGGGACGCUUCUCCUCCGUGUCCCGGGGACUGACUCUGCCCGGACGGUCUGAAGUGCGGCCGCCCUGGGGAGGGUGGACGGGCAGGGCGGGGCCGAGCCGCUGGCUGACCUUGGCAGGCUGCAUCUGGCGCGGCCGCCACCACGCGCAGGCAUUCAUCCUGAAGUCGUGGGCAAGUGGUACCUCUCUGGACCAAUAGUAUCCUCAUUUGGAGUCAAAGCUACCCCUACGACUAUUUGCAGCAAGCCUUACGAUGAUGAUUCCUCCUGCCUUAGGACUCUGGGCUGGGUGUGGUGGCACAUGCCUGUCAUCCUGGCCCUGAGGAGGAUCAGGUAGAUCAAGACCAGCUAUGGCUACAUAAUAUUUUCAAGUCAGCGAACAUUCACUGAGCAUCUACUGUAUACAAGAUGAACAUCUGCAACAAACCCUCCAACAAGACAGCCCCUGAGAAGAAUGUGUGGACAGCGCCCUCACAGGACAGUGGACCUUCCCCAGAACUGCAGGGCCAGCGGUCCCGACGAAAUGGAUGGAGCUGGCCCCCCCACCCACUCCAGAUUGUGGCCUGGCUGCUCUACCUCUUCUUCGCAGUGAUUGGCUUUGGGGUCCUUGUUCCCCUCCUGCCUCACCACUGGGUGCCUGCUGGCUAUGCUUGCAUGGGUGCCAUCUUUGCUGGCCACCUUGUGGUGCACCUGACUGCUGUCUCCAUCGAUCCAGCAGAUGCCAAUGUGCGGGACAAGAGCUAUUCUGGGCCCCUGCCUAUCUUCAACCGCAGCCAGCACGCACAUGUCAUUGAAGAUCUACACUGCAACCUGUGUGACGUGGAUGUGAGUGCGCGAUCCAAACACUGCAGCGCCUGCAAUAAAUGUGUAUGUGGCUUCGAUCAUCAUUGCAAGUGGCUUAACAACUGCGUGGGCGAGAGGAACUACCGGCUCUUUCUACACAGUGUGGCAUCUGCUUUACUGGGUGUUCUGCUCCUGGUGCUGGUGGCCACUUAUGUCUUCGUGGAGUUCUUUGUCAACCCCAUGCGCCUUCGUACCAACCAACACUUUGAAGUCUUGAAGAAUCACACAGACGUGUGGUUUGUGUUCUUGCCGGCUGCCCCUGUGGAGACCCAGGCUCCUGCCAUCCUGGCCCUGGCUGCCCUACUCAUCCUUCUGGGCCUGCUUUCUACAGCCCUGCUUGGCCACUUGCUCUGCUUCCACAUUUAUUUAAUGUGGCACAAGCUCACCACCUACGAAUACAUUGUGCAGCACCGACCAGCUCAGGAAGCAAAGGAGACCCACAAGGAGCUCGAGUCAUGUCCCCGCAAGAUGCGGUCCAUUCAGGAGAUGGAGUUCUACAUGAGGACCUUCAGCCAUGUGCGUCCAGAGCCCUCUGGGCAGGCCAGGCCAGCAGCAUUAAAUGCCAAGAAGGGAACCUCUAGCAGGAGGGACUCCGGGGCAGCAUCUAGAGUUUGCUCUCUGGCUUUUACCUCAGUCCUUCCCAGUUUCUUGCCACCCAAGGCCAAGUGGAACCACCACUGCCCUCCUCCUCAGACACACUGGCUCUGCCUCCACGGAUCCAACCCCAGUGGGGUCUGGAGACGCAGGCCACACUUCCUUUGUCUUUACAGGAAAAGAGGAAGCGGCGAGUAUUUAGAUUGCCCAGGUCUGGGACCAUGGACCGAGAGCUCCGGCUGCCCAAGCUACGUGGUGAGCACUGCUUUCUGCUUGGAUCCUAUUGGAUUAGUUCCAGGGUGGGAAAGGUUUUAAGACCCUAACUGCAGUCCUUGUCUCAACCUAAGUUUCCCUCUUGUGUGCAGAGACUGGGACUCCUAGCCGCCACUCUAGCUCUUCAUCGGAUUCCACCAGUGCCAGCCCAGCACAUGCUGGUUGCUCUGCAGACGCCUACUACUCGGCAUCAGCGGAAUCCAUGGAAGAGAUUCCAGUGGCCCAGACCCGCCUGGGCAGUGCUGCACUGGGUGCCCCAGGAGCCAAGGGCCAAGAGUCUAGGCUGGCUCUACAGGCACGUUCGCCUGCUGUUUUUGUGAGCCCAAGCAGUGGUGAGCCCGGAACACCUGGAGGCGGUGAAGAUGGCUUGCCUUAGUGGGGACUAGAGGCAGGAGGGCCUUGCAGGAACGUCUGACCACUCUAUGCAACACCCCAUAUUCGCCGCAAUGAGUGCACUUUAGCGACCUCAAGGCCGACAGGAUCAGCCUUCCUUACCCAAGACUCAGCAAUAUCUGCUCCACCAGCCCUGAUGACCCAAUAAACUUUUUUUUUUUUUUAUGCUUU
Molecule: messenger RNA, 2384 nt
Organism: Rattus rattus (black rat)
Lineage: Eukaryota; Metazoa; Chordata; Mammalia; Rodentia; Muridae
Gene: Zdhhc1
Product: zinc finger DHHC-type containing 1
Exons: 13
Coding region: 519-1862 (447 amino acids)
Biological process (GO): peptidyl-L-cysteine S-palmitoylation; protein targeting to membrane
Cellular component (GO): endoplasmic reticulum; Golgi apparatus
Molecular function (GO): protein-cysteine S-palmitoyltransferase activity
Source: RefSeq, a predicted model, not a curated record